This is a messenger RNA of Microthlaspi erraticum, 336 nucleotides long. The record is from the annotation of a GenBank genome assembly. NCBI's taxonomy places the organism in Eukaryota, Viridiplantae, Streptophyta, Magnoliopsida, Brassicales, Brassicaceae.
AUGAAAUUGGGCUUCAAAACGGGCUUCGGGUCGACCGCGGCGUUGGGACGGUCGGUCGGGACGAUCGGCCGGACAAUCGGGUCGUGGCCGAGUCGGAACGGUCGUGGUCCGGACGAUUCACGGUCGGUCGGCGUGGUCGAGGAUAUAGGUUUGGCCGAUGAAAUUCUCGGCCGGACGCGAGGCGUAGUUCCCCGGGUCGGACGGAGUGUUCGUGCGCGGUACGUAAGACGAGUUGCGCGGCCGCGAGGCGUUACUCCCGGCUCGGCGCUUUGGUCGUGCGGUGUGGCGUGGCCGUUUGGCGUGGCCGACCGCGGGCUUAAGUUUCCCGGGUCGUGA